Molecule: messenger RNA, 2282 nt
Organism: Mastomys coucha (southern multimammate mouse)
Lineage: Eukaryota; Metazoa; Chordata; Mammalia; Rodentia; Muridae
Gene: Asah1
Product: N-acylsphingosine amidohydrolase 1
Exons: 14
Coding region: 191-1375 (394 amino acids)
Biological process (GO): fatty acid metabolic process
Cellular component (GO): lysosome
Molecular function (GO): fatty acid amide hydrolase activity; N-acylsphingosine amidohydrolase activity
Source: RefSeq, a predicted model, not a curated record
UCUCGGGCCUGUGCGCGGACUCCGCUCUAGGGACUCGGCCCGGCGCCUCCAUCUCUAGCGUGUCCCCUGCAGUGCAUGGUGUGGCCCGGAGUCGCUGGUCACGCGUCGGGGCGCGACCUGCUCCGGGUGAAGGUGGUCCCUGCUGCAGUUGCUGCUGGAGUCCCUUGGAGUGGCGCUUGCAGCUGGGAAGAUGUUGGGCCAAACUCUCCUCACCUGGGUCCUGGCCGCGGCUGUCACCUGCGCCCAGGCACAGGAUGUGCCGCCGUGGACAGAAGAUUGCAGAAAGUCAACUUAUCCUCCUUCUGGACCAACCUACAGAGGACCAGUUCCAUGGUACACCAUAAAUCUUGAUUUACCACCCUACAAAAGAUGGCAUGAAUUAUUGGCUCACAAGGCACCAAUGUUGAGGAUUUUAGUGAAUUCCAUAACGAAUUUAGUGAAUGCAUUUGUGCCAAGUGGAAAACUAAUGAAGAUGGUGGAUGAAAAGUUGCCUGGUCUAAUUGGCAGCCUUCCUGGACCCUUUGGAGAGGAAAUCAGGGGAAUUGCCGAUGUUACUGGGAUUCCUCUAGGAGAGAUUAUUUCAUUCAACAUUUUCUAUGAAUUAUUUACCAUGUGUACAUCAAUCAUAACUGAAGAUGAGAAAGGCCACUUGUUACAUGGGAGAAACAUGGAUUUUGGAAUAUUUCUUGGGUGGAAUAUAAAUAAUAACACUUGGGUUGUCACAGAAGGAUUAAAGCCCUUAACAGUGAAUUUGGACUUCCAAAGAAACAAUAAGACUGUUUUCAAGGCUACAAGUUUUGCUGGAUAUGUGGGCAUGUUGACAGGAUUCAAACCAGGACUGUUUAGUCUUACACUAAAUGAACGUUUCAGUAUAAGUGGUGGAUAUCUGGGUAUCCUAGAAUGGAUGUUCGGAAGGAAAAAUGCCCAAUGGGUAGGGUUUAUCACUAGAUCAGUUCUGGAAAACAGUACAAGUUAUGAAGAAGCCAAGAACACACUGACUAAGACCAAGAUAAUGGCCCCAGCAUAUUUUAUCCUGGGAGGAAACCAGUCUGGACAGGGCUGUGUGAUUACACGGGAGAGAAAAGAGUCUUUGGAUGUCUAUGAACUUGAUCCUAAGCAUGGCAGAUGGUAUGUGGUACAAACCAAUUAUGACAGGUGGAAAAGCACCUUGUUUCUUGAUGACCGCAGAACACCGGCAAAGAAGUGUCUAAAUCACACGACACAGAAGAAUCUCUCGUUUGCUACCAUCUAUGAUGUCCUAUCAACAAAACCUGUCCUCAACAAGCUGACUGUAUUCACAACCUUGAUCGAUGUUACCAAACAUCAAUUUGAAAGUCACCUUCGAGAUUGCCCAGACCCUUGUAUAGGCUGGUGAGCACACAUCAGCCAGCCUGUAGGACAUACUGAGACCUGAAGAUGUGUUCUGCGGCGUGCCUGGUCUCCUUCCAUAGGCUAAGGCUAAGCCUCUUGUCUUUAGUCAGGACUGUCCUCAUCAUGUUUCCGUUGUUUACAAACUGUUUUUGUUGUUUGUUUGUUCUGAUCAUCAUUAUCACUUCGACUCACGGGUAAACUCUUUAAGGGACGCCGUGUAGAAAUUGUCAGUUCAUUUCACUUUGACACUGCAGAAGGGGUAACUGUGACCUCUCUGGAACCCAUCAAGGUUCUCUGAUGGUGUUUGAUUCAGUGCCCUGUGUGAUUAAUGUAAAACUCACCUUUCCUUUUUUAAUCUACAUAUUUAUGUUUUUCUGUACACCAGUAGUUUCUUUUUUUUCUGGUUCUCAGAAUCAACAUGUCAUUCACCUUUGCUGUUAGUGACAGCAGUGCAACGUCACUGUGCUUAGCUGGAGUUCCUCAGAUGGUCAAUGAUACUUACUUUAAUGGGCAAUCAACAGACCUCUGACUCUGGAGGAUUAUAAAAUAACUAUUAUACAAACAGUAUUUUUUUAAAAAAAAGAGUGUUCUUUUUUUUCCUAAUUAUCCUGCCUGCCAGUAACCCCAGGAAGUUUCUAGCUUCAAAUCUUAAGUUCAAGAUCUUAGCACAAACUUACUAUUUUAAAUUCUUAUAUGUAUAAUCAAUGUAAUGUUUUUUUCCUUCUAAUCAUAUUUUUUUAGAUUUUCAUACAAUAUAGUAUUAAUAUUUUUCAGAAAUCAAUGUAUUUAUGAAAACUGCAAACAAAACUUGUUCAUCUUUCUAACCUUCACAAUUGACAGUGAAAUGUAUUUUGUGGCACACUGUCUUCGGUGUGGUGAUGCUCAAUAAACAGUCUCUGUCAGCCAUGUCA